UUGCCGGCAUUCAAUGAGGAGGAGCUGAAAUCGAUGGAAGAUGAAAUCAACUGUUUGAACCGUCAGUUAGAGGAGGAACAACAACUGGUUAAGUCGCUCAAUUCUGAAUUACGCAAGAUUUCCUCAGGUCUCACACGGGCAGAAGCAGAGGCGGAAUUGGAACAGAUUAACAGAGAGGUAUGUGCCCGAAUCACAAAGGGUCUAUGA
Messenger RNA from Echinostoma caproni, 207 nucleotides. Lineage: Eukaryota; Metazoa; Platyhelminthes; Trematoda; Plagiorchiida; Echinostomatidae. The record is from the annotation of a GenBank genome assembly.